GUAAUUAUCGCGGUACCUGAUUUUCCGCUUCAAAUUUGUGUUUUAUUCGAAUUCAAACGUCGGGAUACCGUAGAGUUGUCGACUAUUGAGUCCCUCCUUCGACCCACGUUAGGAAAGAUAAAUCUGCGAUAACAUUACGCCAAUCAUUCUUGUUGUGUGACCAGGCGAAGUGAUCUAACAUAUCAUUAUUCAAUAUGACACGUCUAAAGAUGCCACCAACUCCGGCGUCCUCUACCGAGAUCAAAGGCCAGGAUCACUCGCAUCAGCUAUCUACUCUGCAAAUGUCUUUCGAACUACCUCCGUCGGCUAUUACGCAAAAUGCUAAGUCCCAAGCAUCCGCUGCAUCUAAGACAUCACCUGUAUCGCCAUCUACCAAGACCACAUAUCCGGUACAACCAAGCGAGACAGUCAAGUCAAGGAGGCGCUCGUCAGCCGCGCAGAAAGAGACGUUUGCUUUACCCCCUCCACCAACGAGAUCCCGCAGGAUCAUUCAAAUGAAGCCUCGCCCCCAAGAAGAAUCUGUAGAACAGGCGGCCUCAGACAAGGCAACUACCGCGAAUACCGGAAAGAAUGCUAGUGGCGCCGGGUCCAAGAAGAAGCAGCCAUCGGCGACAAGUGCAGCCGGCAGGAAGAUUGCGAGGAAGACGGCUCAUAGCUUGAUUGAGCGUCGCCGACGAUCGAAGAUGAACGAGGAAUUCGCAGUGCUCAAAGGUUUGAUACCCGCCUGCACGGGCGAAAUGCACAAGCUAGCUAUUCUUCAAGCUUCGAUUGAAUAUGUGCGAUACCUUGAAGACUGUAUCUCGCAACUAAAGGAACAACGCGAGGACCAAUCAACAACCCCGGCUCCACCCCAAUUUAAACUCCCCCCAUCUAACGACGACACAUACGACAUGGACGAGGACAAGGAAGACGACGAAGAGGAAGAAGGCCAAGAAGACGUCGAAAUGACAAACUCAGAAGCUCCCUCGCCUGUCUACACCCAAACCCCCGCCCGCUCCAACCAAUCCUCCAUAUCACCCGCCUUAGUAGCGCAGGACGCGCGUGGAAGACAGCAAUCCUACUCAUCGGUGUCUACCGAAUACCGCCAUUACAGCUACAGCGGGCCAUCAGCUACUUCUCCCGCUUUUGGACCCCAGGGGUAUCCGCAGCAUGUGGGGCCCGCGUCCGCGAUCACGAGUCCGGCGCUAAGGCCCCAGCAGGAGAUCGAUCAGGAGGCUUCGGCGGCGUUGCUGAUGCUCAAUGUUGAUCGGAGGGCGGGGUCAGGGUCGGGGUCGGGAUCGGGGUCUGGGAGGGGGAUGAGUGUGAGGGAUUUGCUUAGUUCGUGAGAACAGCAGUGCUGUUUUCUGGAAGGCUCUGCUCUGACGCUUAAGUUGCGUUAUUGGUU
Molecule: messenger RNA, 1384 nt
Organism: Annulohypoxylon maeteangense
Lineage: Eukaryota; Fungi; Ascomycota; Sordariomycetes; Xylariales; Hypoxylaceae
Exons: 2
Coding region: 195-1325 (376 amino acids)
Molecular function (GO): protein dimerization activity
Source: RefSeq, a predicted model, not a curated record